Molecule: messenger RNA, 1068 nt
Organism: Colletotrichum truncatum
Lineage: Eukaryota; Fungi; Ascomycota; Sordariomycetes; Glomerellales; Glomerellaceae
Product: Enoyl reductase LovC 1
Molecular function (GO): oxidoreductase activity, acting on NAD(P)H
Source: RefSeq, a predicted model, not a curated record
AUGGCGAUAGAGAAUCUCACCCUCCCAAAAACACAACGAGCCGUCAUCGUGAACGACAAGGACCAAGUGACAAUAUGGGAUGAGGCGCCUUGUCCAAUCAUGUCCCCAGACCAGAUAUACGUGCGUACCGAGGCUGUCGCCAUCAACCCAAGCGACACCAAAAUGAGAGGAUCUUUUGUCACGUCAAUGGGCAUACUCGGCACCGACUACGCCGGAACUGUUGUUGCCGUAGGAUCUAGAGUCAGGGGUGUAGAUGUGGGGGACCGCGUUUGCGGGGCCCAGAACGCCAUGCAUGCGUCUGCGCCCGAUCGCGGGGCGUUUGGGCAGUGGAACGCAUCCAACGGCGAUGUCUGGCUGAAGUUGCCGCCCUCCUGGUCGACUGAGGCUGGAGCAACGCUUGGCGCUGGGGUUAGCACCGCGGGGAUUGCAAUCAAGCUUUUGGGCUUGCCGUUGCCGUCUUCUCCUGUGGAUAAACCAGCCAAAGUGUUGGUUUACGGCGGAAGCACUGCGACGGCGACCAUUGCGAUACAGUUACUAAGACUGGCCAACUUAAUCCCGAUUGCUACCUGCUCACCCAAGAACUUCGAACUGGUCAAGUCCCAUGGCGCAGAGGAGGUCUUUGACUACCAUGACAAAGACUGUGUUGAUAAAAUUCUUGACUCCACUCAGGGCAACCUGAAAUAUGCGUUGGAUUGCAUUACCACCGUGGAGUCGACAGCAUUUUGUUUCAAAGCAAUUGGAAGAGCAGGCGGGAAAUACGUAUCCCUGGAUCCGAUUCCGGCACAUGCGGCUACACGAAAGGUUGUCAAAACCGACUGGGUCUUAGGACCCUCCAUCUUUGGGGAGGGCUCAACCUGGCCGGAGCCAUACGGAAGGCCCCCGAGCGAUGAGAUGCGGCGGUAUGGAGCCGAGCUCUUUGCCUUGGCACAGAAACUUGUUUGCGAGGGCAAGCUGAAGCAUCACCCCCUGCGUAUCUUGGACGGGGGGCUUGAGGCGGUGCUGGGCGGAAUGGAUGUCAUUAAAAGCGGAGCUCAUUCUGGAGAAAAGUUGGUCGUUCGGAUGAUCUAA